Nelumbo nucifera (sacred lotus) is the source of this 1407-nucleotide messenger RNA. RefSeq names its product coatomer subunit epsilon-1-like. Lineage: Eukaryota; Viridiplantae; Streptophyta; Magnoliopsida; Proteales; Nelumbonaceae. Gene Ontology annotation, biological process: retrograde vesicle-mediated transport, Golgi to endoplasmic reticulum; intra-Golgi vesicle-mediated transport; endoplasmic reticulum to Golgi vesicle-mediated transport. Gene Ontology annotation, cellular component: COPI vesicle coat. Gene Ontology annotation, molecular function: protein binding; structural molecule activity. The record is from RefSeq and is a predicted model, not a curated record.
GCAAUGCCCAGCCAACUGUAACUCCAGCAAAUCUCUACCUCUCUGUUGGUUAAGACUUCUGAUCUGCCAAAGAAGAAAGCACAUCAGCCAUGGCCGCUCCAGACCAUCUCUUUGCACUCCGAAACAACUUCUAUUUGGGAGCCUACCAGGCUACCAUUAAUAACAGUGAUAUUCCCCAUCUCCCUUCAGAUGACGCUGUCGAGAAAGACUGCCUCGUUUACAGGUCUUACAUUGCUCUUGGAAGUUAUCAGCUCGUGAUCAAUGAGAUCGGUUCAUCUGCGCCAACGCCUCUGCAGGUGGUCAAAUUGCUCGCUUUGUAUCUCUCUGGUUCCGAAAACAAGGAAAAUACAAUUUUGAGGCUUCAAGAGCUGUUAAAAGAUGCCGCCAUUGGAAGCAACCCUACCUUACGGCUAAUUGCAGGAAUUAUAUACAUGCAUGAGCAGGACUACAAUGAAGCUCUGAAACAUACUAACGCUGGAGGAACUAUGGAACUGCAUGCGCUGAAUGUUCAAAUAUACCUUAAGAUGCAUAGAUCUGAUUAUGCAGAGAAACAGCUAAAGAUCAUGCUACAAAUUGAUGAGGACCAUACUCUGACUCAACUAGCAAAUGCAUGGCUAAAUUUAGCAGUGGGUGGUUCGAAGAUACAGGAAGCAUAUCUCAUAUUCCAAGAUUUCUCUGAGAAAUUUCCAAUGACAGGGAUGAUCUUGAAUGGGAAGGCUAUCUGUUGCAUGCACAUGGGGCGUUUUGAUGAAGCUGAGUCUCUAUUGCUUGAAGCACUAAACAAAGAUGCAAAGGAUGCUGAAACCUUGGCCAAUCUGAUAGUAUGCAGUCUUCACCUUGGCAAAUCAUCAUCUCGUUACCUCAGCCAAUUGAAGCUGUCAUAUCCUGACCAUAUGCUUGUCAAACGUGCAUCAGCUGCGGAAGAAAGUUUUGACAGAGCUAUUCAAGCAAAUGCUUGAAGGCUCUUUUCUCCCUCGUUACAGUUCUCUAUCUCUCUCUUGAAGUCCUAAGGCAAUUUCAUUCAACAAUCAACAUUUACAUCUCAUCAAGUACCAAUGACUUGGCAAAAUCUGGAAUGACUGGCCAGGUCAUGGAAAGAUUAUGCAAAGAGCAUAUUUAGCUAGCUCAUGGGCUAGUUUAUUACAAAAACGAGAUGUAUGAGUAAUUUGCACUGAAAGUCAAGCAGAAGGCUUCUGCAUUCAAGAAUCCUCCAGUGUGGUUCCAAGUCAGAAGACAGUGAUUCCACUACCUCUUUCGCAUCUCUCUAAUGUAAUGCAGUCCAUCUUCAUGGUCUUGGCCAAGAGUAGACCCUCCAAAAUGGCACGAACCUUUGAUUUCAUCAGGAAGAUGCGGUUUACUAUUAGGCCGCUUCAACUAUGAAAUGACCAUCAUGAUUUCUUAUGGCAA